AGUAAACAUGGCCGAAGAAAGCACGAUUGAGAGCGAAGAUGAAAACAUUUUAUACGAUUUACUGGUUAUUACCGAAUGGCCGCCCGAGACAGACACUCAGUUACGGGGAAACAAGGAGCACAGUACUUCUCUAAUCGCCAAAGCUUUGACAGGACCGUUCCGCUUAAUCCUGCACUACUUGUGGUACAGUCCCUCCAGCUCCUCUCUCCCGUUUGGCCUUGUUCGCCUGGCAAACAAGCAGAUAAACUGGCAGCUGGUGCUGGCAAGUAAUGGCAAACUGCUGGCAGUGGUUCAGGACCAGUGUGUGGAAAUUAGGUCUGUGAGAGACGACUUUGGCUCGGUCAUCGGGAAGUGUCAGGUGCCGAAGGAUCCAAACCCCCAGUGGCGAAGGGUGGCGUGGAGCCAUGACUGCACCCUGCUGGCCUACGCCGAGAGCACCGGCACCGUGCGCCUGUUCGACCUCAUGGGCAGCGAACUUUUUGUCAUCCCACCGGCGGCGAGUUUUCCCGGGGAUUUCAGUUGUGUGGUGGCCGGCCUGAUCUUCCUGGAGUACACGGCCAGCGCUCAGUGGUCGGCCGAGCUGCUCGUCAUCACGUACGGCGGCGGGCUCAAGAGCUACCUCGUCAGCGUGGGAACCAACCAGAACUUCCAGGAGAACCACUCCUUCAGUUUCUCCACCCACUACUCCCACGGAAUCACAUCAGCGGUUUACCACCCUGGCCACCGAUUGCUUCUGGUGGGCGGCUGUGAGUCAGGGGACGAUGGCACCUCCAAGGCCUCGAGCUGUGGCAUCACGGCCUGGAGGGCUCUCUCCGGCUCGCCUCACUACAAGCAGGUGAUCAGCUACGAGGACGAUAUCAGCACGAAUCAGAAGAGGGGUUUCUUCAGGAUUCCCAGCAUCAGAAUCUUUUCCAGACAAGGCGAUGAGAAGGAUGGUGUGUUCCGCAUGAGUCUGAGUCCCGAUGGCACCCUGCUGGCCGUCAUCCACUUCUCUGGUCGUCUGUCUCUGUGGGAUAUCCCCUCCCUGAAGCAGAGGGCCACCUGGAGCCAAGACCAACAGCCAGGAUUUGAGGAGAUCAAUCCAGAGUGGAAGACUUCGCUGGAGAGAAGGAAGAAAAUAAAAGAUAAGGAGCAGUACUACCCGCUGGUGGAUGUGAGCUGGUGGAGCGACAACGUGUUGAUCCUGGCUCGCUGCUCCGGCUCCGUCACCGUCUCGUCCGUCAGGGCGCUGCGCAACCUCCUGGGGAAGUCCUGCGAGUGGUUCGAGCCCUCACCUCGAGUGACCGCCGCACACGACGGGGGCUUCCUGAGCCUGGAGUGCGAAGUGAAGCUGGCCCAGAAGCGUGUUCGUCUAGAGAGCAGCCUCAGCGGUGGAUCCAGCGAGGACGACGACGGGGACGAUGGAGGAGAGUCCGAUUCGGAUGAGGACUCUUCGGCCAAAGAGCGAUACUUCGGCUACGUCAAGCAGGGCCUGUACUACGUGACCGAGAUGGAACGCUUCGCUCCUCCGCGCAAGCGUCCGCGCACCGUGGUCAAGAACUACCGUCUGGUCAGCCUGAGGUCGACCACACCGGAGGAACUGUACCAGAGGAAGAUUGACAAUGAAGAAUAUGGCGAAGCUCUGUCUCUUGCCCAUGCGUACAAUCUGGACUCUGACCUUGUCUACCAGAGACAGUGGAGGAAGAGUACUGUCAGCAUCGCCUCCAUACAAGAUUAUCUGAGCAAGAUCCGCAAGCGCUCGUGGGUGCUGCACGAGUGUGUGGAGCGUGUCCCCGAGAAUGUCGACGCGGCUAAAGAGCUGCUGCAGUACGGCCUGAAGGGGACUGACCUUGAGGCCCUGAUCGCGAUAGGACACAGGGAGGAUGGGGGCAGGUUCAUCAUGCCGGGUGACGUCGACCUCGAUGACAUUCCUUAUGAAGACAUCCUGUGGGACGAGGAGGAGCUGGAGAGGACGAAGGAGCGCGAGAGUCGGAAGAGACGAGAGCUGCUGGGCAAAGUUGACUUCAGCAGGCUGACUCUGGAGCAGAAGGAGCUGUGCCGGAGCCGACUCAAGCUGCUGUGCUACCUGGACCGGCUGGCCACGUACGAGGAGAUCCUCGGUGGUCCUCACGCAGCAGAGGAGAAGUACGAUGCAGAGUUCUUCAAGAAGUUUCGCAGUCAGAAUAUUGUUUUGUCAGCGAGAAACUAUGCCAGGGAGAGUAAUGUGCAAGCGCUGGAUAUUCUCUUCACGUACCACGGAGAGGAGCUCCUUCAGCAUCGGCUGGCCAUCCUUCACAACUUCCCAGAAACCACCUCUCCGCACGAGUACACCAUCCUGCUGCCCGAGGCCUGUUUGGAUGACGGAGAUGAGCUGGCCUUCAUCGCCUGGGACGAGCAGAGGCACAGAGAAAUGGACUGGUGCGAAGCAGAGGACUGCAGGUCGGUUUUGGACCAGAGCUUCCUGGACGAUGACAGCUUUCUGUAUGAAGAGGAUCCAGAGCUGCUGAGGUUCCGUACAGCCACUCCUUCCAUCGAGCUGCUGACUGACUGGUACCAGAGCAGAGCCCAGGAUAUCGACUCCUGCUCCAGACAGGUGGACUGCGCCCUCUCGCUGGUGCGCCUGGGGAAGGAGCGGCAGAUCCCCGGACUGGAGGACUUGUGUGAUGACUUGGUUACCAUGGAAACGCUGGUGUAUGAGACAUCAUGUGAAUUAAGUCUGACACUUAAAGAUUUGCAGCAGCUCAGCAACAUCGACCAACUCCGCCUGCUCAUGAAAAACUCCAACACGGAGCGCUACGUGAAAGACGUCUUCCAGUGGAUGGUGCCCUUCUUACACCGAAGCGAAGGCCGGGAGGAAGGCGCUGCCAAGUCUCUCCUGGGAGAGUACCUGGUCAGCCUGGCGCAGCAAGACCUGGCCCUGCCCCUCAUCAUAUUCCAGCACUCCAAACCUGACUGUCAGCAGAAGAUCAUCGGGGACCCGGACCAGCUGAUGGGGGUCGCUCUGGAGUGCAUCUACAGCUGCGAGAGAGACGACCAGCUCAGCCUGUGUUAUGACAUCCUGGAGUGUCUUCCACAGAGGGGCUACGGACCCGAGACGGACAUCACUGCUUCGCUCCACGAUCAGGUGGACAAACUCGAGAAGCACCUCAGUGUGGCGGAGGUUCUGGAGAAACACGGCCUGCAGAAGCCCAUCUCAUACGUGAAGAACAGCCAGAGCAGCGAGGAGGAGGCUCACAAGCUCAUGAUCAAACUGUGCCGCCACACCGGCCGCAAAGCGCCUCCAGUGAGUGAGACCGUGUGGAGAGGUCUCCUGCAGGAUCUGCUCGACAUGCAGCAGAACGUUUACUCUUGUUUACAACCACAGACCUGCCAUCAGGUCUUUGUCGAGUCCCUGCUGUGCUCCAGCCGUGUGGAGAAUAUCCGCCUGGCGGGGCAGCUCAUGCAUUGCUCCAUGGUCAGCCAGGAUGUUCCCGUCAGCUUGUCUUUCCGGGGGAAAGGCUACGCCAUGAAGGUGGCUUACGAUAACAGCGUUCACUUAGUGCUGGAUGCAGCCCGGGAGUACUUCAACUCCUCCACAGCGCUGAUGGACCCUUGUAUGGGUCUUGCCAGGGCGUGUCUCCAGCUGAUCACAGACUGUCCUCCGGCCAUCCAGGAGGAGCUGGACCUCAUCAGUGCUCUCAGCCAGCUGGACGAUUUCGGCGUCAACAUCCUGCCUCUGCAAGUGCGGCUGCGGUCGAACCGCCUCUCGCUCAUCGAGGAGUGCAUCGCCCACUGCUCCUCAGCCUACAAGCAGUCCACCACUCUGCUCAACCUGGCCGCUCUCCUCCGGGUGUCAGGAGAUGACGAGGCUACGCGAAAAGGACAAGUGCUGAUGCUUCUGGCGGAGCAAGCUCUUCAGUGUCUGGAUUUCAAGGCCUCUUACAUCCACUGUCAGGACCUCAUGGCUGCAGGGUACGGCCCAGCGUGGGAAGUGUGCAGUCUGCUGGGUCAGUGUGAGGGCUACGAAGACCUGAGGGCUCGGCGUGAGCUGUUAGCCUUUGCUCUCACGCACUGCCCGCCCGACAUCAUCCACGGCCUCCUGGCUGCGUCCAGCGACCUGCAGACUCAGGUGUUGUACCAGGCUGUUAACUACCAGAUCGAGCCCGUCAGUCCUGAGACGACAGAAGAGUUGGAUGAGGCCGACUCUCCAAAGGCUGGUGCACCUGCUCCGGGCGCCCCUGUGGGGACGGCGGGAGACCUGCUGCACAGAACCACCGCCAAGACCAUGGAAGUGCUGACCACGACGGGGAUGACCACCAAGGCCGUGCUGACGGCCGUCAGUGACCACCGGUGGUGGAAGGAGUCGCUCAAUUACCUCCGGCCGCUGCAGGGUCGCGGCGCAGGAGCCACCAGCCAGGAAGGGGCGUGUGAGAACUCCAACCUGGAGCGCCAAGGCUGCAGCCCCUUUUAUCAGGAACUGAUUGAGGAUCCCUUCGUAGAUCCGUCUCAAGAUGUAUAUUCAUCUCACAAAGACGUGGCCCAGGAAAACUUUGCCGAGGUCCUGCUGAGGACGGGGAAGCUGGCCGAGGCCACGACUGAAGGAAAGACCCCGUUUCCAGCUACGGAAGUUCUGCUGCAACUGGCCAACGACGCCUUUCCCAGGGACAUGAUGCUGGCUCUGUCCUACUUACUGGCCCUGCCUCAGGUUUUAGAUGCCAACAGGUGUUUCGAGAAGCAGUGCCACUCCGCCUUGUCGCUCCAGCUGGCGGCCUACUACUACUCGCUGCAGAUCUACUCCCGCCUCAUGCCUUGCUUGAAGGACAAGAACCACACUCUCUACCAGGCUGACCCAAAGGAGCUGAUCCGAUUGGUUACACAGCACGUGUCCUCGUACUCCGAUUGGCCGGAGGAGCUGCAGAAGAUGAUCGGUCAGCUGCACGUGUACAACGAGCGUCUGACCGACUUCACCCAGGCCCAGGUGUUGCAGGGGUUGGGCCGCGGCGUGGACGUCCAGCGGUUCAGCUCCGACCCGGAGUACAAGAAGGAGACCAUCCUCGGUCUGACAGAGACAUUGGAUGACAGUGUGUACGGGAUCGCCCUGUCUCUGGCAAAGCGCUACAGCGUUCCUCUGUGGAAGGUCUACAUGACUCACCUCGAGUUCCUCUUCACUGAUAGCGGCCUCUCCACGAAGGACAUUGAGACCCGGAGCGAAUCUCUUCGCCUGUUUGGGACUCUGAAGUGUGACCCUCAGUCCUUUUACAGCCACAUGACCAAGUACGUCCUUCCCACUGUGGAGGGAACCGACCUCGGCCGCCUGCUCUAUUACUACACCUUGCUGGACGCCGCGAGCUGCGAGCCCUACGUCAGCACCACCAUCAAACCAGAGUCGCAUGUCAAACUCCUCAAGAAGCUCCGAGCUGUCGCCAACGGUUUGGACUACCGGCGGCUAACCGAUGAGUCCUUGGAUCCGCUGGCCACUCUCCAACCUGUUCUGACCAGCCAAAACGUGCUCUCCAUCUCCAAACUCGCCAGUCGGCUGCCUGUGCCCGGCGGCGGAGGAGCGACCGUCUCUCCGAGUGCCGUCCACGCAGCGUGGCUGCAGAAGCUGUUUUGGAAAGGAGACCCCCAGCUAAUGAAGAGGCCCCCUCAGAGCGACCAGGACUACCUGCACGCCUACGACACCUGCGCCAAGUACCUGGACAGGCUGGUCCCUGCUGACGCCGUCUGCUUUCUGGACAGCAUCACCUUCUCCCCCGAUGCAGCCAAAAAUCUGAGCAUCCCGACAAGGUUGGAAGUGAUAAAGCGAGCCACCAAAGCCCUGCGCCAGCUCGGAGAGAAGAGCAGAAAGAGGGGAGGUGAUGAGAGCGGGGCGCAGGAAGGGACGGGCCCAGCGGGAAAGACUUUUGAUGAGGCUCUCGCGCACCUGCAGCAAUCACAAGCCCACCUGGACACCCUGAGUCAUGCCUUCAUUCUGUCACUCAAAGACAGCCAGCAGGAGCAGCUGCAGGGAUACAGUCGGCUUUAUGAUCUGUCCCGUUCCGAGAGGUCAAAAGUUCGCGAGCUGGCGAUCAACAUGGCAACUGACGGACAGCCGCUGGAGCACAUCAGAGAGCUCCUCCGAGUGGCGGUCGGGCCCAUUGACCUGUCUGUCAAAGACGUGCUGCACGACGCGGUGCAGAGAGUGGUGGCAGCGCUCAGUGGAGACCCGGAUGCCCUGACAAAUUACCCACAACCCCUUGGAGUUCUGGAGGCCAUGGUGACCGCCGUGCACAACAAUGUGCAGAGUGGCGACAGCGCGGUGACUUCGGACGACCUCCUGGCCUGGCUGCGUCCAUUCUGCGGCGACGCGUCCCUGCCCGUGCGACCCCGCAUCAGCGUGCUGCAGAUCCUGGAGAGUAACUUCAGCCUGGGAGACAGCGACGUGCGACUCCUGCUGCUCUACAGGACUCGGGCUGUUCUCAAAGACAGAGAGGUCCAGAUAGAAGAUGUGGAGAAUGAGGAUAAACGAUAUGCCCUUUUCCAGGAGCUUCUGGAAGCGGCACACAAGUUUGAGGACUUCCAGUUGCUCAUUCUCCUCCUGCAAGCUUGGCCGCCCAUGUUGAAAGAAGAAGUGGCCCAAUCAGAGCGUAACCCCUGGGUGGUGCUGACCUCCUCCCUUCUGACCCUCUGCCAGGGGUCAGAAGUCAAAUUAGACCUGGGUCAGCAGGUUGUCUCCAUGGUGAGAUCCCUCUACAGCACCAAGCACAAGCUCCCAGCACAGUGCAUCAGACACAUCGCCACCCUGCUGCUCCAAAACCAGCCCAGCCUCCAGCAGUCUGCGCUCAAGCUGAUGUCUGAAAGCGGCGACGAACAACUGCUGCAGCUCACUCUGGAGCAGAUCAACAGCAUGAGCGAGGAGACGGCCUCCUGCUGCGACGGCGAGCUGCUCUCGCUGCUCCUGGACGCGGGGCUGCUGGUGGGCUGCGUCUCCUCGGCCCUGUACCCCCUGCUCAGCUCCCACAUGCUGGCCCACCAGCAGGAGGGGGGCUGGGAUGUGGAGAGAGCCGCCGCCGAGCUGAUGGCGGCGGGCCACGGGCCCGAGGCCGGCUCCCUGCUGCUGGCGCACCGAGGAACUCACCAGGCCCAGUUCACCUUCAACUCUGCCUUGGCCGUUCUCAAGAAGUGGCUGUGAGGGGAGGCGCGAGGAGCGCAGCGAGACGGAGCGCCAGAUCAGAUAAAGUAUCCGCAGGGAGGGAGAGUUCGAGGCAGUGGAAGAUGGGAUCGAGGGCCAAACGGGUAAAGAUGAAGCAAGAAUGGAAAUCAUAGCUAAUUAUAGCUUUGUGUUUACCUCUGUAAUCGUUUUUUUUUGGGGUUUUCAUCAGUGAAAGAUGUGUGAACAGUAAACUGCGGCGUCUGCCUGGAAGGUGUUCUGUUCUGGUGGAUCCCUUUAAUGCUGAAACAUCUGCUCAAUUAGGAACACACACAUAAUAAUAACACCACCUCUGCUGUCAGUCAUGAAUGAAUGUUCAGACUGAGGGCUAAUCAGAAAAUGCACUGGCUGCAUGCGUUUAUUUGUGUGUGCGUGUGUGUGUGUGCUGCGUCCCGUCGUGUGAUAAAGUAAUUGAGCAGUAGCCGGGAAGCGGUGGGUGGAUAUUAGCCUAUUGUUCCGUGACAGGUUUGCCUCUUUAACGUCUCAUUGUUAAACACCCUGCCUCUGCUCCAUUGUUUUCCCCCUAAUAAUGUCUAAUUAAUUCCUUCUAAACAAAUUAGCCCUGCAGCUGCCCCGUGCUGCGUGUUCAGAUGCACAAAUACUGUAUACGAGACACCCCGGCGAUUUCAUGUAGCGCUAAUAAUACUGAGGAAUAAACAUGUAUGUGCAGCUCGAUGCUGUCGGCUCGCUUUGGCUCGCUCAAAUAACAACAGCACUAUAAAACACAGCUUUUGUUCAGGCCGGUAUUCCACAACCUAAAUAAAGAAUGAAAUU
Messenger RNA from Salarias fasciatus (jewelled blenny), 7921 nucleotides. It is a transcript of the gene nbas, whose product is annotated as NBAS subunit of NRZ tethering complex. Gene Ontology annotation, cellular component: Dsl1/NZR complex. The transcript has 53 exons. Lineage: Eukaryota; Metazoa; Chordata; Actinopteri; Blenniiformes; Blenniidae. The coding region runs from base 8 to 7129 and encodes 2373 amino acids. Gene Ontology annotation, biological process: retrograde vesicle-mediated transport, Golgi to endoplasmic reticulum. Gene Ontology annotation, molecular function: SNARE binding. The record is from RefSeq and is a predicted model, not a curated record.